This is a messenger RNA of Eubalaena glacialis (North Atlantic right whale), 2542 nucleotides long. RefSeq names its product zinc finger protein 345-like. The record is from RefSeq and is a predicted model, not a curated record. The transcript has a single exon. The coding region runs from base 1 to 2460 and encodes 819 amino acids. NCBI's taxonomy places the organism in Eukaryota, Metazoa, Chordata, Mammalia, Artiodactyla, Balaenidae.
AUGAGUUUGAAAAAUGUUUCAGAAUCCGUUAUUAGUGAUAAAAAUCAUUCAAGUAAGAACUCUAAUGAAAUUAAUGCAUGUGGGAAGUUGCUUCUUGAUAAUAAUCAAGAAAAUACUCAUCCUGGAAAGAAAUCUGAUGAACAUAACCAAGAUGGAAAAUCUCUAAGUCAUAAUAAGGACCCUACUGGGCAACAGAAAAUUCAGCCUCUGGGACCACCUGUUGAAUGUCAUGAAUGUGGGGCAGCUGUCCUUAGUGAGGCAGCCAUCAUCACACCUCAGAGGACCCAAACUGAAGAGAAGCCCCAGGAUUAUAAGGAACAGGGGGAAAAUACCAGUGACAAGUCAACCCUUAAAGUCCAGCAGGAAAUUCACACAAGGGAGAAUCAUUCUGAAGUUAAUGAGCGUGAGAAGUCAACCCUCUUUAAACAUCAGGAAGUUAACGUGGAGGAGGAAACCCACGAAUCAAAUGAAAAUGAGAAUAAUUCCAGCAAGAAGUCCCAUCUCACUCAACUUCAUAAAACUCACACGGGAGAGAGAACAUUUGAAUGCAGUCACUGCAAGAAAUCUUUUUACCAGGAAUCCCACCUCACUCAACAUCAGAAAACACACACAAGAGAGGAACCAUGUGAAAGUAAUAAAUGUGGGAAAACCUUCCAGAAAUCACAACCCACUGACCCUCAGAGAACCCACACAGGAGAGAAACCCCAUGAAUGUGAUAAAGCCCCUGGAAAGUCGGCCAUUACUGACCAGCAGAGGACACAGUCAGAAAAGAAGCUUCAUGUAUGUAAUGAAUGCAAGAAAUCUUUUCGUCAUAGCUCAGCCCUAAAGGUCCAUCAGAGAAUUCACACAGGAGAGAAGCCCUAUCAAUGUAAGGAUUGUGGGAAGUCCUUCUAUGCAAAAUCAAACUUCAGCCAUCAUCAGAGAACUCACACAGGGGAGAAACCAUACGACUGUAAGGAUUGUGGGAAAUCCUUCUGUGUGAAAUCAAACCUAACUAAGCAUCAGAAAACGCAUACAGGGGAGAAACCUUUCAAAUGCAAUGAAUGUGGGAAAACUUUCUCACAGAAGUCACAAUUUGCUGAUCAUCAGAGAACACACACAGGGGAGAAACCCUACAAAUGUACUGAGUGUGGAAAAUCCUUCUACUAUAAGUCAGCCCUACAAGUACAUCAGGGGAAGCAUACAGAAGAGAAACCCUAUAAAUGUACUGAAUGUGGGAAAUCCUUCUGCUAUAAGUCAGCCCUGAUUAUACAUCAAGUAUCCCAUACAAGAAAGAAACCCUAUGCCUGUAAUGAAUGUGGGAAAACCUUCUGUGUGAAGUCAAAUCUCACUAAACAUCAGAAAAUUCACACGGGAUUGAAACCCUAUGAGUGUAAUGAGUGUGGCAAAUCCUUCUCUAUGAAUUCAGUCCUCACUGUACAUCAAAGAACUCACAUGGGGGAGAAACCCUACGGGUACAAUGAAUGUGAGAAGUCCUUCUACAAAAAGUCGGCACUCACUAAACAUCAGAAAACUUACACAGGGGAGAAACCACACAAGUGUAAUGCAUGUGAGAAAGCCUUCCUUAUGAAGUCGACCCUCAUUAUACACCAGAGAACUCACACUGGGGAGAAACCUUUCAAAUGCAGUGAAUGUGAAAAGUCAUUCUAUGUGAAGUUGCUACUUAAUAUUCAUCAGAGAAAUCACACAGGAAAGAAACCCCAUGUAUGUAAAGAAUGUGGGAAAGCCUUUUCUAUGAAGUCAAACCUCACUGAUCAUCAGAAGACACACUCAGAAGAGAAACCCUACGAAUGUAAUGAAUGUCAGAAGACCUUUUGCCAUAAGUCAACCUUAACUGUACACCAGAGAACUCAUACAGGGGAGAAACCCUCUAAGUGUAAUGAAUGUGGGAAAGCCUUCUAUAUGAAGUCAGCCCUCAAUCAGCACCAGAGAAUACACACAGGGGAGAAACCUUACGAAUGUAAAGAAUGUGGUAAAACCUUUUCCCAAAAGUCACACCUCACUAAACAUCAGCGAACACACACACGGGAGAAACCUUACGAAUGUAAAGAAUGUGGGAAAAAUUUCUUCCAGAAGUCACACCUCAUUGAACAUCAGAGAACACACACUGGAGAGAAGCCCCAUGAAUGCAAUAAAUGUGGGAAAUCUUUCUGUUAUAAGUCAGCCCUAACCAUACAUCAGAGAACUCACACAGAGGAGAAACCUUAUAAAUGUAAUGAAUGUGAGAAGUCUUUCUGUAUGAAAUCACACCUCACUGUACAUCAGAGAACUCACACAGGGAAGAACCUCUUUGAAUGUAAUAAAUGUGGGAAAACGUUUUAUGUGAAGUCAAACCUCAUUAAUCAUCAGAGGACCCACACAGGGGAGAAGCCCUAUGAAUGUAAGAGAUGUGGGAAAUCCUUCUGUAUGAAGUCAACACUCAUGGUGCACCAGCGAACACAUGAGGGAGAAGCCCUAUGAAUGUAAUGAAUGUGGGAAAGCCUUCUGCAAGAAGUCAACUCUCUCUAAACAUGAGGUAAUUCACACGAGAGAUACCCAAAGU